Messenger RNA from Mobula hypostoma (lesser devil ray), 1817 nucleotides. It is a transcript of the gene zc2hc1c, whose product is annotated as zinc finger, C2HC-type containing 1C. Lineage: Eukaryota; Metazoa; Chordata; Chondrichthyes; Myliobatiformes; Myliobatidae. The transcript has 2 exons. The record is from RefSeq and is a predicted model, not a curated record. The annotation marks the transcript as partial.
GGCUCCAGCAAGCUGCCCCCCAUCAGCUCUGAAACCCCCAGCUUUUCCAAACUGGAUGUGCUGAGGGAGCGGCUGCAGCAGAGGCUGGAGAAGGAGAGACAGGCGAAACUGACGGCCAUAUACCGACAGCAGUACCACCAGGCUCUGCUCCGACUACGGGCCACCUGCCUCCCCCAGGCUCCCCGCCCGCCACAGCCUUACCGCGCCGAAGAGCAACAGCCCAGUUGGUUACCUGGGUCCAAGCGGUGCCCGGGAAUCGACAGGUCCCAGCCCCUGAAGCCCAUCGACAGAACAGCCGGACCCUGCAGCGACGUCAGCCCAGGGGGCCCUGGAUCGGACUGGCAGAGGCUCCUGCGACAGGAAGCCCCGCCAUGGCCUGGCGUCACCUACCGUCCCUCUCCGCACAAAGCCCCCAGCGACAGGGCCAGGGAGACGGAGCUCGAGCCGCCGCGACCUCGCCACCGAGGUCGGGCAGGGCAGCGGCCCCAGCCUUGCUCACUGGCAGACCAGGGACGCAGCAGGGAGAACGUCAUCGAGCAGCAGCUGAGGAGGAUCGAGGCGGAGCUGAGGGGCAUCCAGAGGCAGCGGGAGGCUGAGGAGGACGAAGAGGGGGCAGAAGGCGUCGAGAUAAUGAGGAUGGAGAGGGAGUGGGAGAGGGAGAGGGGGUGGCAGAGGGAGAGGAGGGACAGUUUGGGGAAGCACAGGUCGGAGGGGGAGAGGUCAGAAGGGGGAAGUUCAGAGGGGGAGAGGUCAGAGAGAGAGGGGUCAGAAGGGGAUAGGGAGAGGUCAGAGAGAAGGCGAUCAGAGAGGCAAAGGUCAAGAAGAACAGGGGACAGGUCAAAAAGAUCAGAAGGGGAAAGCUCAGGGAGGCAUUGGUCGGAGGGCGAGCGAGCGAAAAGAGAAAUAGGGAGUGAGAGGGAAGAGAGAGGAAGGGCGAGGGAGAGGAUCAAAAGGGAGAAGUGGGAGAGGUCGGAGAAAGAAAGGCUGGGUGAAAUAGAUAGAGAAGUGAGGCUGAGGGAUAGAGUGAGGGUGAGGGGAGACAGUCGAGUGGGUGGCGGAAACUGGGAGAGUGCAAAUGGCCACUGGGCGGGAGGAGAGAGUGACAGGAGGGAAGGAGGGAGAGACAGAGGGGCAGCAGUCAGAGACGAGAGCCCGCAGGUCGCAGAAGACGACUGCGACCACUCAAACCCAUUUGCAGGUUACACCGAGAGUCCAGCCGAAGUGAAGCAGAACUCACGGAACACGGAAGUUGAUGAGACAGAGCGCGGAGACGGCGUGCAGAGCGGGGAUGUGGGCUGGGACGGACACUACUCCCCCGAGGAGAAGUCUCACUGCUCGUACUGCGGCCGCCGAUUCGUUCUGGAUCGACUCGACACACACAUGGAGAUCUGUAAGAAGGUGUACAAGCGGAAACGGAAAAUAUACGACUCUGCGCAAAAGAGGGCCAAGGGGACGGAUCUGGAGAACUAUCAAUGCAGCCACAAGAUUGUUCCGAUACCGAAAGUCAACUGGAAGAAGAAGCACGAUUCCUUUAUCCGGAUGCUGCACGCUGCCCAGCAGGCCGAGUUGGAGGUGUACCGCCGCAGGAAGGCGGCUCAAACAGCACCAGCGGGCGCAAACCGCCCGGACUUCAUGCAGUGCCCUUCCUGCAGCCGCCGCUUUGAGCACAGCAUUGCUGAGGGACACAUCUCCAAGUGCAUGAGUCUGCGCAGCUGGCCUGGCCCUUCCAAGAGGUAGCUCAACCACUCACCCAGCCCUGGGCAGUGGACCAAGCAGGGAGCGGGGAGGAGGGAGCUGUUCCCAGGCUGAAAACACCA